This is a messenger RNA of Cantharellus anzutake, 2962 nucleotides long. RefSeq lists its product as uncharacterized. NCBI's taxonomy places the organism in Eukaryota, Fungi, Basidiomycota, Agaricomycetes, Cantharellales, Hydnaceae. The transcript has 9 exons. The record is from RefSeq and is a predicted model, not a curated record. Bases 54 to 2879 code for a protein of 941 amino acids.
CUAUGAUUUAGCCGAUUGUCCGAACUGAUUUGUCGCACUUGGGGUUUUCCACCAUGUCAGAGACGCAGGAAUCCUGCCUAGGCCCAACGAUGCCUCGGGACGAGGAGAUGGAAGAUGUACAAUAUCCGUCCGCAUCCGAAUCGGAUGAUGCAUCCGAAUCGAGUGAUAGACGCCCCAUACUGCGUAGCGAGCAAAUAACCAUGGUCUAUCAGUUCAGCCGGCCGUUUCAUCCAUCAUUUAGGCGUCUCCUAAAGGAUGCUGAGCUGGAGGACGAGUCAAACCAUGAUACGUGGACUGAACUCAUUUGUAGCGUUCUGUGUUCUCUGUGUCCUGGUCUGAAGGAGGCGGGUGUGAGUGUUGUUUCAGCAAGCGAGCUGGAGUCGAUCGCGGAAAACCUCGACGAUGUUGAGCGCACAAAGUGUGUGGCUCUGAUCACAGAUGCUCUCAGACAGAAUAAAUGGGACCCCUUGAUCAGAUAUGCGGAUAUGAAGUUGCGACUCGCACCUCCGGAAAUCAAUUAUUAUGAUUACAAUCAGUUUGAGGUUGAAAAAAAUCUUGCUACCGCAUACCAUGGGCGUUUUAUUGGUAGUGCACCUCGCUCUUUCAUUAGGCAUCUUGACCAAAUCGACCGGGAGGAGGGCAACCUCAACAAACCACGUUAUGCUAAAUCCAUCUCCGUAGUCCAAAGCUCUGGGGCUGGAAAAUCACGUAUGCUGACGGAGGUCGGUGCCCGAAUCUUUACCCUCCCUAUAUGUCUUCGUACACCGGGUAGUUCGGGUUAUCCGUUAGCGGACGAGCCCGUGUCCGAAUAUUUCAAUGAGCUCAAGACUCAGUGCGGGAACAAUGACCUGAGCAUCAGCACAGUUGCGGGUAUCGCCAGUUUCUUUGCAGCUGCACAUGAGACUAUGUUAGCCUCGCUCAAAGUCAUUCUCGGUGAGGGGAAUUGUGCAAGGAAAGACGUUCUCAGCAGUUGGCACCGCAGAAUGGAGGGAGAGGGCGGGGGGGGUUUUCGGGUGAAGUUCUUCGAAAGCGUGAUGGAACGAACGAAACAACUAAAAAAAAGUUAUGGCGUAGGACCAGGGAAUAGUCCCAAGCUCGAUGACGGUAAUGGAUUUAAACGAAAUAAGGAGGGCAAAAAGGGCAAAAAGGGCAGAAAGAACGGCCCGAUCACGCUGGCCAGGAGCUAUUACGAGAAAGACGCGAAGAAGGCUGUUGAAGACCUGAUGGAGUUCAUCAAGACUCUUGCCAGCGGUUCUGAUCCACUAUGCAUCACAUACUUCGAUGAAGCUCACGAGUUGGGGAUGUGCUUCUGGAUUAUGUUACGUUUAUUGCAAAAUCAAAAAGAUUCCGUGAGAAUGUGGUAUGUCUUUAUGGGGACGAAAUCAAGCAUAACGUAUUUUGCACCCCGUCCCCAAGACAUGGUUUCCGCAAGACUCAGAGAGGAACAACGACGACUGGAGCCCCCCUUUUUUGCUCUUGGUUUUGAUCAGUAUGCCAGGGAGCAGGCCAAAACUCCCACACUCGUCAAGAUGGGCCAAUUCGAAACAAUGGAGCAUAUCAGCCAAUAUGGGCGGCCUUUGUGGCGCGCAAUGCUGCCCAUGCCAGGCGACGAACUGAUCAACGUUGCAGCUUACAAGCUCACCGCUGCUGAAGUUAGAGGGUUCCAUGCCGGGAAUAAGCUCCAUGUGUUUGCCGUGCUUUCACAACGGCUCUGUCUCGAUCUUGUUCUAGCGAGUGCUGAGGCUGCCGAGUUAGCCGAUCGGAGUGUCUCCCAUCACAUGAGACUUCUCACAGGUCUCUCGGUUAAUAACGCAAUACUUUACACCCAUUCGCCAUCGGAACCAAUUCUGGCUUUGGGUGCUGCACGAAUUUUGUAUCAUCCCGACGCGCCCAACGGGCUAUUACGUUCAGUCCUGGAGACUUUGAGCAAGGGUUUGUGCCAUGCAGGUUUGGUCGAAAAGGGACUUAUGGGUGAACUUGCCGCCCGUUUCCUUCUCCUCACCGCGCGCGACUUUGCGGCUCCAGUUGAUGGCAAACAUCGUAACUUCCUGAAACCUGUUCGCCUGCUGGAUGUUCUUCAGACUCUUUUCGGCGGCAAUGGCUGGUGUGAUCGGAGCGUCAAAACCGCUUUCUGUGAUGCAUUUGUCAAUUUCACACACUGGACCACCACAAGAAACUUCUUACCCCAAAUGCCUUCUCGGAAAUUGCUUGCUAACCUCUGGGCUCGGGGGGCCAUUUUGCAAUGCUGCUUCAAUCAAACAUCAAUCGAUUUCCUAUGCCCGGUUUAUUUUGGCUCUGUGGAACCCGGAGCUAUUUUUGAUUGCGACCAGCUGUCGGGACUCGUUGUUCAAGUCAAGAACAAAAAGGAAGGGGAUACUGGUGCCCAAAGAAAUCUGCGACCUGCCGGGAUCAUCCGUGACUUCAAAGACCCACUUCCUUAUCUUGCCCUGCUGAUGGAGCUUGGUACCGAGUCCUGCUACCGAGGGGGGGGUUUAAUCAAGCACACCCCUCCAGAGCAUUCCCAGCCUCUCCAAUAUAAACGCUUGCAGGAAGAGUACCGGCAUGCUUUGGAUGGCCUAUCCCAGCAUAGAGAACAAAAUCCCAAGGAGAAGAAACAUUUGAAGCUGCUGGAGGCAGAUGUUCAAGCCAAAGAGCUGGAAAAGGACCAAUAUAAUCGGUACCUGAUCUCUGCCCGAGGUGCGGGGUCUAAGACCUAUGGCAUACUUAAGAUGGCAGGAAUCGAGGAGGAAUUUAACACCUUCCUCAGCAUUGUCAUACCUCAGGAAUCACCCUAUGAUGAUGAAAUUGCUCAAAUGUGGCCGGAUCACGUUGGGGAUGAUGGCUGGUUGGCUGAUUAUGUGAUAGAUAAUGAAGGAUAAUCCCUUGUCCAGAGCCAGAGCAUGUGUGAUGAAAUGUAAAUUAGUUGUGAAUCUGAAUGUAUCUGAAGACUUGUGCCUUUUGG